This is a messenger RNA of Aspergillus alliaceus, 1737 nucleotides long. Its product is annotated as cytochrome P450. The transcript is spliced from 6 exons. The coding region runs from base 50 to 1588 and encodes 512 amino acids. Gene Ontology annotation, molecular function: iron ion binding; monooxygenase activity; oxidoreductase activity, acting on paired donors, with incorporation or reduction of molecular oxygen. The record is from RefSeq and is a predicted model, not a curated record. Lineage: Eukaryota; Fungi; Ascomycota; Eurotiomycetes; Eurotiales; Aspergillaceae.
AGAUCACUCCCUGCUCUCCAGUCCGUCUCAAAAUACAACGAAGCUCCCCAUGUUAGCCCAACUUUUCCAGGUCGUACAAUUCCUCCGCGAAGAGGCAGGCCUUAUCUGGACUUGUGUCACCUUGGUGCUUUUUGUCUACCUUCUGCUUCCUAAGCCAACCUACAGCACCAAUGUCAAGGUCCCAACGGUCAAAUUUGGCAGCCCUUGGAUCCCAGAAAUUCUAAAUCGCAUACUCUUCAACACCUACGCCCCAUCAGUGAUUUAUGAUGGUUACAGCAAAUAUAAGAAGUCAGCCUACAAGAUUCUGAAACCGGACGGAGACCUGGUUGUUCUCUCGACCAAGUAUGCCGAGGAGCUGCGGCAAUUGCCAUCGUCGACUCUUAAUGCUCUCGAGGCAACAUUUACGGAUCAUGUUGGCGACUAUACGACAAUUCUUACUGACAGCCAUUUACACACAGAGGCAAUCCAAAAGCGGUUGACUCCAGCAAUUGGGAGGCUCAUCCCUAGGAUUACUUCCGAGCUAGAUUAUGCGUUUGAAGUCGAAUUCCCACGUUGCGACGACAAAUUCGUUGCAAUAAAUCCCUAUGAGGUCUUCCUUCGCCUCGUUGCCCGGGUCGGCGCUCGCAUCUUCAUCGGUGACGAGUUGUGCCGCGAGGAGAAAUGGCUCAAUGCCUCAAUCUCCUACACUAAAGACAUCUUCUUGACCAUUGCACUGAUGCGGCCUUUGCCUGGUUUCCUCCACCCGAUCGUCGGGCGCAUCCUCCCCAGCAGUAGAAGCCUGGACCGCCAGUUGGUGUACGUCAAAGAGGAACUCCUCGGACCUGUUAUUGAAAAACGCCGAAGGAUGGAAGCAGCGUCGGACCCCAACUAUGAGAAGCCCGAUGAUUUCCUCCAGUGGAUGAUGGACCUAGCCAAAACCGAGAAUGAGUCGCAUCCACACAAUUUAGCCCAGCGACUCCUAGGGAUUACCAGUAUGGCUGUGGUGCACACCAGUGCAAUGAGCCUAACCCACAUCUUGUACGACCUUCUUGUCAUGCCGCACUGGCUGCAGCCGUUGCUCGAUGAAGUUCAGACUCAGGUUCCAGAUUGGAAAAAUGUUACCCAGGCCGAGCUUAAUAACUUGAAAUUCAUGGAUGGGUUCUUGAAGGAAUCGCAAAGGCUUAACCCACCUGGAGAACUGGCCUUUCACCGCGUCGUGAAGCACGAUCUGACACUAUCCGAUGGGCUGCUCCUUCCCAAGGGCACCCAUAUCUGCAUGGCCUCUGGCCCCAUAUCGCGGGAUCCUGAAGUCAUUGGAGAUCCUGAGGUGUUUGACGCUUAUCGUUUUAUCAAACAGAACACUGCGACAUCGGGGUUUGUGAGUACAGGCCCGAACAACAUGCAUUUUGGUCUGGGCCGGUACGCGUGUCCUGGGAGAUUUUUUGCAUCCUUUGUGAUGAAGUUAAUCCUCAGUCAUUUUCUGAUGGAGUAUGAGUUCCGUUUCAGCACCGAGCAAAAGGAGAGGCCAAAGAAUCUCUUGAUUGGAGAUAAGAUCGUGCCGAAUGUCUCGACGGCAAUCCUGAUCAAGAAAAGGGUUUCUGAUGUCUAAACAUGGCUGAGGGACGUCUAUGUUUGCUUUUGUCGUAUCGUAGACAUGCUGCUAGAUAAAAGUCAUCAUUCAGCGCCUAUUACUGCCGGUGAAGUAUCUAGACGAAUGUGGGACCAUUUCCGCCAUGAAGCACUUUAGCAUUGAGAUAG